AUGGUGCAAGAGACACAUUGGAAACGUGAAGAUAGGACUAGAUGGAAUUAUGAAGGAUAUGAGAUAAUCUCACAAGCAGCCUUGAAUAAGAAAAAGAAAAGAGGAGUGGCCAUAAUCCUUUCAAAAAGAAUAAAUAGAGAAAUCAUAUAUGAAGAUAUAGACAUAGAAGGACGGUACCAGAUAUUAAUAUGCAAGUUGGAGGAGAAAGUUUACACUUUGAAUUACAUUUUAAAGUUGAAUAUGUCAAAUCAAACUCAUGUAAUUGAAUUUAUAAUUACUGGCUUUGCAAGCACUAGGGAAAUCCAACUGAUUUUGUUUGCGGUCUUCUUGCUGAUGUACAUACUAACAUUUACCCAGCAUGCAGUGAUCAUUGUGGUUAUACAAUUGGACUAUCAUCUCCACACACCUAUGUAUUUUUUCAUUCUCAACCUCUCAUUUCUAGAGAUAAGUUAUAUCACUGUAACUGUUCCCAGGAUGUUAUUCAGCUUCAUAUCAGGCAUAAAGACCAUCUCUGUAAAUGGAUGUUUCUCCCAGUUGUAUAUCUUCUUCUUCCUAGGUACCACAGAAUGUUUCCUACUUACUGUGAUGGCUUAUGAUAGAUAUUUGGCUAUCUGUGAUCCUCUCCAUUACAAUGGAAUUAUGGAUAGAAGAACCUGUAUUAAGUUUGCAGGAGGAUGCUGGUCUUUUGGUUUACUGGCUCCAUUUUUGCCAACCACAUUUAUAUUUCGAUUGUCCUUUUGUGGCUUUGUCAUUAAUCAUUUUUUCUGUGAUUCUCCACCACUAUUAAAGCUCUCGUGUCAAAACAUACACACUAUUGAAGUAAUUAAUUUCAUUUUGGGAUCAUUAAUACUUCUAACUUCAUUUUUGUUGACAAUGAUAUCAUAUGUUCAUAUAAUUACUACAAUACUUAAGAUUCCUACUGCUGAUGGACGUCAGAAAGCCUUCUCCACUUGUGCAUCCCAUCUCACCAUUGUAACUAUAUUUUAUGGCACUACUAUUUUCACAUAUGUUCGUCCCAGAACAAUCAGUGCAUUUAAUUUUAACAAGACAGUAUCUCUAAUCUACUCUGUUAUCACACCAAUGAUCAAUCCAAUGAUCUACAGUUUAAGAAACAAUGAUAUCAAACAAGCAUUAAAAAAAGUAAUUGUUCAAAUAUAGCAGUAAUGAUUAUCGUAUCAUUUAAUGCAUUUGUAUUUACAUAUCUAUAACAAAAACAUAAGAAAUCGAUUAGCAAGCUUUACCAGACUAGGAAAUCGUUUAACCUUUUUUUAAGGACUCUUAUGGACUAGAUUUGAUAUUGAAACCAUCUGGAAAUUAGGUUCUGGGGAAGUGCAAUUGCAUGUUUCAUUGUCUUGUAAAGGUGCA
This is a messenger RNA of Pelobates fuscus (common spadefoot toad), 1365 nucleotides long. Its product is annotated as olfactory receptor 6M1-like. The record is from RefSeq and is a predicted model, not a curated record. Gene Ontology annotation, cellular component: membrane. Bases 1 to 1158 code for a protein of 385 amino acids. NCBI's taxonomy places the organism in Eukaryota, Metazoa, Chordata, Amphibia, Anura, Pelobatidae. Gene Ontology annotation, molecular function: olfactory receptor activity; G protein-coupled receptor activity. The transcript is spliced from 2 exons. Gene Ontology annotation, biological process: G protein-coupled receptor signaling pathway.